UGCUAAGGGAAUAUUAAUGUCCUCUAAUACCAACCAUUUCUCCUUGAUACGUUGUCACCACAGAUGCUGCUACAUAGCACUGGAUAAGCAAAGACUCAGCGAGUUUAACGCAACGUUUUUUUUCCAUGGAAGCAUUCCGAAGCGAGAAAUCUGGUUAGCCAUGGAUAACAUAAGCAAAAAGUCAGUGCAGUUGCUGAUAUUAGCAGGUUUACUGCUGCAGACAGUAAUUUCAUCCAAUGUCACCGCUGCACAGAAUGUGACAAACCUGAAUUCGCAAGGCUCAUCAAACAUCACGCGGGACACUGAACUCAAGGGUGGAAACAUCACUCUCCAAGCAGGAUUCAAAGAUAGGAGGCUGGCGCCGAAUGGUACGAGCGUUGAAGCAGAAUUGGUCAAUUUAAUCGAAUUCCUGUUUAACGGGACUACAGGCCGAAACGUGUACUUCUUUUACGAUUCGGCAGACGCAGUAAUAUCAGCCUCCAUAGCCAUGUGUUACCGAAGAGGGGCUGAAGUCACGGUCUUUCGAUGCCUAGACGGAGUGGACUACGUCGACAAGAUCAUCAUGAGCUUUAAUAAGUUGGAGAGUAUCCGCAACGUGUUCGUCCUGUGCUCGCCUAAAGUCACCAAGUCGCUGUUUAAUAAGAUCUACAAACUGUUUCUGGAAUCAGCUCUGACACACUGGUUUGUGAUUCUCUACGAGGAUAUACUGAAGGAGCUCUUGCCUAUUAUGAGGGAAGGUACACAGGUGACAUUUUCGAUCAACAGGGAGCCUGGCCUCUAUGACCUGAGGGAAUCUUACAUAAACAUUAAGAACAAAGCAGCAACACGUGAGCUCGGUUGGUGGUUUUGGAACGCAACUAUUGGUACAAAGAAACUGCUGAUGAGACCUUUGUAUCGGCCCGUCCUGGAAGUCUACAAGGACUUUGGAGGACGAGAACUGAUCGUGACAGUCAUCGACAACUGGCCCUUUUGGCAUCUCACUUACCCUGGGGACGGACGCGUCAUUCCCACAUCAGGACUCGACUACAACGUUCUGAAGACCAUCGGAGAUCACCUGAAUUUUACACUUCGGAUGGAAAUAACACCAGACGGCAAAUGGGGAGGCGUUAUGGCUGAUGGGAAUGUCACUGGUAUGGUGGGAGUAGUGCAUCGCCAUGAAGCCCAUGCAGCUAUUAAUGAGUUCACCAUCACAGAGCAAAGAGAAAGGGCUGUCGAUUUUACGAAGCCCUACUACUACGAAUGCACGACGCUCAUCUCUCCGGCGCCCACCAAACAGAUACGGAUGUUUGCUGUGCUUAUGUCCUUCACCCCGAAGGUAUGGACAGCAUUCCUGAUACUGAUGAUCAUCAUACCCCCGCUCGUGAUGUUGCUGGUCAGACUAAGGAGGAAGUUAUUCGGCGAAAUCAACAGGCCGUGGGAGCGACUCGCCACCGUUUACUUCAUGAUGUUCGGACACCUGAUGAUCCAAGCGACUCGGAUCCCUUCGGACAUACUGGUUUAUCGCCUCUUCUUCGUUUUCUGGUUCCUCUUCUGCUUUCUCGUAACGGCUCUGUAUUCCGAAGUCAUGAUCUCAAUGCUUGCGGUGCCCGCCUUUGAAAAACCAAUUGAUUCUCUCUAUGAUUUGCUGGAAGCCAUAGAAAAACGGCACUUUAUCACUUGCUUGGGCUGUGGGUCGAACAACGAGUUUAUUUAUAGUAAUACAGAUCAAAAGAUAUACAGAGACAUCUACGCGAGGUUCGACCAUAGCAAAGGUUGCGUCAAGAACUGGGAUGAUGGAAUGGACAAGGUGCUCUCAGGUGGAUAUGUCUUUAGCAACAACCGUUUGGGGGCCGAAGUCAGGGCCAAUCUGAGAGGUCGGAGCAAAUUCCAUUUUGCAGAGCAUGAAUUUUACGCCCACGGCUACAGCAUCGCUUGUCCAAAUGGAUCUCCCUAUAAAACAGCAUUCGAAGAGGUACUAAUUAGGGAAUUGUCACAUGGUUUAGUUCAGAAGUUCACGAAAGACGAAUUGGACAAGGCCCGCAAACCAGAAGACGUUGGGGAUAAUGGCCCCGAACCAAUAAAUAUCCAGCACCUUCAAGCAGCUUUCUUCUUGGUGGCCAUAGGAAACGCCUGUGCCUUACUCCUCUUGGUAGUUGAGAAGUUAGCCCACUGGAAAAAGUCACGUUCUACGAAAAGGUCAACUGGGAACUCUGACAAGCGCUGACUUCAUGAUAGUUGCUGUUUGAACUGUUUACAUCAGCUCUCUUACAGCUUAGGCCUAGUUGUCAGGAAAUCAGCUAUGCUAGCAGACGUAUUGCUUAUGGCCGUUAGUUGUUCACAACACCUUAUUGAUUCAAUCGCUGUGAUUACUAGCACAAUAUAAUGAUAAAAAUGUAU
Macrobrachium nipponense is the source of this 2376-nucleotide messenger RNA. Its product is annotated as probable glutamate receptor. Gene Ontology annotation, cellular component: membrane. The record is from RefSeq and is a predicted model, not a curated record. Gene Ontology annotation, molecular function: ligand-gated monoatomic ion channel activity. Lineage: Eukaryota; Metazoa; Arthropoda; Malacostraca; Decapoda; Palaemonidae. Bases 17 to 2203 code for a protein of 728 amino acids. The transcript has 14 exons.